Messenger RNA from Gongylonema pulchrum, 594 nucleotides. The record is from the annotation of a GenBank genome assembly. NCBI's taxonomy places the organism in Eukaryota, Metazoa, Nematoda, Chromadorea, Rhabditida, Gongylonematidae.
AUGGCUGAUCCGGAAUUAGCUAGCAAGUUGGAAAAAAGGCUUGCUAAGUUAAGCGUGCAUGAGCCUCCCGAUCCAGAAUCUCCAUCACAUGCCUCUUCUAUUCCAGUACCUCCGCCACCGCCGCCACAGAAAGAGCAGACGCCACCGAUGCGCGUUAUUCCAGACGAUGAAGUCACCGACAUGGAUAAGCUUAUUGGACAGACGCUGCGUGCGCGGCAAGUAACCUCACAAAAAGCAUCAGCUGGCCUAUCAGCCUGGAUGGAUUACAGACCAGAAACGUGCAAAAAAGAAUCUGCCGUUGCUCAGGAUCGAACUUUCGAGAAACCAGCAGAAGCGCCAGUAGCUACAGCGGCCGGUCACCUCGAUAACAAUCGGAAAGCCAACUCACCUCCAAAGUGCAGUCCUCCGGUAGUGGCUAUUGUGCAUCACAAAAACAGCCGCGGCGAAUUACGGAAACAGUUUAGUUGUGAUGAAUAUAUGCUCCAGAAGGCAUACGAGGGCUUGUAUAUAUAUAUGUGCUGGAACACUGCGGACCUUACACUGUGGCAGUUCCUAGCACGAUCGAAUAUUGACAAGCAUAUCCGAUUGAGUUAG